This is a messenger RNA of Capra hircus (goat), 8190 nucleotides long. RefSeq names its product CD302 antigen. The record is from RefSeq and is a predicted model, not a curated record. The transcript is spliced from 39 exons. Bases 95 to 5719 code for a protein of 1874 amino acids. Gene Ontology annotation, molecular function: signaling receptor activity. NCBI's taxonomy places the organism in Eukaryota, Metazoa, Chordata, Mammalia, Artiodactyla, Bovidae.
GGCAAAGGCGGUGGAGGGGCUGACCUGGCGCACCCGGAGGGCUGGGUGCCGCGCGCCCCCGCAGACCCGACUGAGGCGCCGGGGCCGGCUCAGGAUGAGGACGCGCUGGGCACCCCCUCGCCGUGCGGCGGAGCUGCUCAUGCUGCUCCUUCCGGGCUUCGGGCUGGUGGAGCCCUCUGACCGCUCAGGUAAUGAUCCAUUCACCAUCGUCAAUGAAAACACAGGCAAGUGCAUCACGCCGCUGAAUGACUGGAUAGUGGCAAAGGACUGCGACGAAACCAAGGACAUGUUAUGGAAGUGGGUGUCCCAGCAUCGGCUCUUUCAUUUGCAGUCCCAAAAGUGUCUUGGCCUAGAUAUUACCAAACCCACAGAUUCCUUGAGAAUGUUCAGCUGCGACUACAAUGCCAUGCUGUGGUGGAAAUGUGAGCAUCACUCUCUCUACGGGGCUGCCCAGUACCAGUUGGCUCUGAAAGGUGGACACGCCAUAGCAAGUACAAAUUCAUCAGAUGUCUGGAAGAAAGGAGGCUCAGAGGAAAACUUGUGUGCCCAGCCUUACCAUGAAAUCUAUACUAGAGAUGGGAACUCUUUUGGGAGACCUUGUGAAUUUCCCUUCUUAGUUAAUGGGACCUGGCAUCAUGAGUGCAUUUUUGAUGGAGAUCGCAGUGGGCCAUGGUGUGCAACCACCUUAAAUUAUGAAUAUGAUCAGAAGUGGGGCAUCUGCUUACAACCAGAAAGUGGCUGUGAAGAUAAUUGGGAAAAGAAUGAAGAGACUGGAAGUUGCUACCAAUUUAAUAUUCAGGCAACUCUUUCUUGGAAGGAAGCUUACGUUUCAUGUCAGAAUCAAGGAGCUGACUUACUGAGCAUCAACAAUGCUGCUGAGUUAACUUAUCUUAAAGGAAAAGAAGGCAUUGCUAGAAUUUUCUGGAUUGGUCUAAAUCAGCUGUACUCUGCUAGAGGCUGGGAAUGGUCAGACCACAAGCCGUUAAACUUUCUCAACUGGGACCCAGAUGUGCUGAUGACACCUACCAUUGGCAGAUCAAGCUGUGCAAGAAUGGAUGCCGAUUCAGGUCUGUGGCAGAGUUUUUCCUGCGAGGCUCGACUGCCCUACGUCUGUGAGAAACUGUUAAAUAGCACAGUGGAGUUGACAGAUGUGUGGACAUACUCAGAUACCCACUGUGAUGCUGCAGACUGGGUGCCAAAUGAUGGCUUUUGCUAUCUGCUGGUCAAUGAAAGUGACACCUGGGAUAAGGCGCAUACGACAUGCCAAACCUUCAGCAGUGACCUCAUCAGCAUUCAUUCUUUAGCAGAUAUGGAGGUAGUUGUCACAAAACUUCAUAAUGGGGAUGCCGAAGGGGAAACGUGGACAGGCCUUAGGAAUAUAAACACACCAGCCCUAUUUCAGUGGUCAGAUGGUACUGAAGUUACUCUAACUUACUGGGAUGAGAAUGAGCCACGUGUUCCCUAUAAUGAGACUCCCAACUGCGUUUCCUAUUCAGGAAAGCUCGGUCAGUGGAAGGUCCAGUCAUGUGAAGAAAAACUUAAAUAUGUGUGUAAGAAAAAGGGAGAAAAAUUGAAUGACACAAGAUCUGAUAAGAUGUGUCCUCCAGAUGAGGGCUGGAAGAGACAUGGAGAGACCUGUUACAAGAUUUACAAGGAUGAGGUCCCCUUUGGGACCAACUGCAAUCUGACUAUAACUAGCAGAUUUGAGCAAGAAUACCUGAAUGAUAUGAUUAAAAAGCAUACCAUGUCUCCAGAAAAAUACUUCUGGACUGGCCUGAGAGAUACAAAUGCAAAUGGAGAGUAUAGCUGGGCAAGUGUCGGUGGAGUAAAGCGUGCUGUGACCUUUUCCAAUUGGAAUUUUUUCGAGCCAGCUUCUCCAGGAGGGUGUGUGGUUAUGGCUACUGGAAAGUCUCUUGGAAAGUGGGAGGUAAAAGACUGCAGAAGUUUCAGGGCACUUUCAAUUUGCAAGAAAAUAAGUGGACGCUCUGAGCCCGAAAAAGCAGCCCCCAAGCCUGAAGACCCCUGUCCUGAAGGCUGGCACAGUUUCCCCUCAGGUCUUUCUUGUUAUAAGCUAUUUCAUAGAGAAAGAAUUGUAAGAAAGAGAAACUGGGAAGAAGCUGAGCGAUUCUGCCAAGCGCUUGGAGGACACCUUCUUAGCUUCAGUCACAUGGAUGAAAUAAAGGAGUUUCUUCACUUUUUAACAGAACAGUUCAGUGACCAGCGUUGGCUUUGGAUAGGUUUAAAUAAAAGGAGCCCCGAUUUACAAGGAUCCUGGCAAUGGAGUGAUCAUACACCAGUGUCUACUAUUAUCACGGCAAAUGAGUUUCAGCAGGAUUAUGAUAUCAGAGACUGUGCUGCUGUCAAGGUCAUUCAAAGGCCAUGGAGAAGAAGCUGGUAUUUUUAUGAUGACAGAGAAUUUAUGAAUGUAAGGCCUUUUGCUUGUGAUGCAAAACUCGAAUGGGUGUGCCAGAUUCCAAAAGGUCAUUCUCUAAAAAUACCAGACUGGUACAAUCCAGAGCGUGCUGGAAUUCAUGGACCUCCAGUUGUAAUAGAAGGGAGUGAAUAUUGGUUUGUUGCUGAUCCCCGCUUAAGCUAUGAAGAAGCUGUUCUGUAUUGUGAUAGUAAUCACAGUUCUCUGGCUAGUUUAACAUCUUUUACAGGACUAAGAGCCAUCAAAAACAAGAUAGCAAAUAUAUCUAGUGAUGAGCAGAAAUGGUGGGUGAGAACUACUGAACAGCUGAUAUCACAUCGUUUUAUACACUCACGAGAUCCAUGGCAUCGCUUUCCUAUACUAUUUGGAGAGGAAUGCUUUUACCUGUCUGCCAAGACUUGGUUUAAUGAUUUACGAAAACCUGCAGACUGUAGUACCAAGUUGCCCUUUGUCUGUGAAAAAUACAAUGUAUCUUCAUUAGAAAAAUAUAGUCCAGAUUCUGCAGCUAAAGUGCAGUGCUCUGGGGACUGGAUUACUUUUCAGAACAAGUGUUUUCUAAGGAUCAACCCCAAAUCUGUCACAUUUUCUGAAGCCAGUGAUAUUUGUCAUACCUAUGGUGGAACCCUUCCUUCAGUGUUGAGCCAGAGAGAGCAAGAUUUUAUUACAUCCCUGCUUCCGGGUAUGGAAGCUUCUUUAUGGAUUGGUUUGCGCUGGACGGCUUAUGAAAAGAUAAACAAAUGGAUGGAUAACAGAGAGCUGACCUACAGUAACUUUCACCCAUUAUUGGUUGGUCGGAGGCUGCGAAUACCACCAAAUAUUUUUGAUGAAGAGGCAUCUUACCACUGUGCUGUAAUGCUCAACCUCCAAAAAUCACCUUUUACUGGGAUGUGGAAUUUUACUUCCUGUAGUGAACACCAUACUCUGUCUCUAUGUCAGAAAUACUCAGAAAUUGAAAGCAGACAGACCUUGCGGAAUACUUCAGAGACUAUGAAGUAUCAAAAUAACCUGUACAAAAUAAUCCUGAAGACCCUGACUUGGACCGAUGCUCUAAGAGAGUGUCAGAAAGAAAACAUGCAGCUGGUGAGCAUCACAGACCCUUACCAGCAGGCCUUCCUGACCGUGCAGGCGGUCCUUCGCAACUCUUCUUUGUGGAUUGGACUCUCCAGUCAUGAUGAUGAACUCAAUUUUGGUUGGUUAGAUGGGAAACAUCUUCAAUUUAGUCGCUGGUCUGAAAAUAAUGAACAACUUGAAGACUGUGUAGUAUUAGACACUGAUGGAUUCUGGAAAACAUCGGAUUGCGAUAAUAAUCAACCAGGCGCUAUUUGCUAUUAUUCAGGAAAUGAGACUAAGAAAGAGGUCAAACCAGUUGACAGUUUUCAGUGUCCAUCUCCUGUUCUAAGUACUCCAUGGAUACCAUUUCAGAACUCUUGCUACAAUUUCUUGAUAACAGAAAAUAGAUACAGAGUAACAACACAAGAUGAAGUUCAUUCUAAAUGCCAGACACUGAAUCCAAAAUCACAUAUUCUGAGUAUUCGAGAUGAAAACGAGAACAACUUUGUUCUUGAGCAGCUUCUACAUUACAAUUACAUGGCUUCAUGGGUCAUGUUAGGUAUCACUUAUGAAAAUAAUUCUCUUAGGUGGUCUGAUAAGACCACGCUGUCAUAUACACACUGGAGAUCAGGAAGACCAGCUAUAAAAAAUGGCAAGUUUAUUGCUGGCUUGAGUACUGAUGGCUUCUGGGAUAUUCAAACCUUUAAUGUUGUUGAAGACUUACUAUACUUUCACCAGCACAGCAUUCUGGCUUGUAAAAUUGAAAUGGUUGACUACAAGGAAGAAUAUAAUACUACUCUGCCACAGUUUAUUCCAUAUGAAGAUGGUAUUUAUAAUGUUAUUCAAAAAAAGGUAACAUGGUAUGAAGCAUUAAAUGCAUGUUCUCAAAGUGGAGGUCAUUUGGCAAGUGUUCAUGACCAAAAUGGCCAGCUUUUUCUGGAAGAUAUCGUAAAGCGUGAUGGAUUUCCGCUAUGGGUUGGGCUCUCAAGUCACGAUGGAAGUGAAUCAAGUUUUGAAUGGUCUGAUGGCAGUGCCUUUGACUAUAUUCCAUGGAAAGAUAAAAAAUCUGCUGGAAAUUGUGUUGUCUUGGAUCCAAAAGGAAUUUGGAAGCAUGAAAGCUGCAACUCUGUUAAGGAUGGUGCUAUUUGUUAUAAACCUACAGAAUCUAAAGAGGUGUCCUCUUAUACUUACUCAUCAAGAUGUCCAGGAGUAAAAGGGAACAAGUCCCAGUGGAUUCAGUACAGGGACCACUGUUACACGUCCGACCAGGCAUUGCACAGUUUCUCAGAAGCCAGACAAUUUUGCUCAGAGCUUGCCCGUUCUGCAACUAUUGUUACUAUAAAGGAUGAAGAUGAGAAUAAAUUUGUGAGCAGACUAAUGAGGGAAAAUAAUAACAUUACCAUGAGAGUUUGGCUUGGAUUAUCUCAACUUUCUGCUGAUCAGUCUUGGAAUUGGUUAGAUGGAUCAAAAGUGACAUUUGUCAAAUGGACAAAUAAACUUAGGAGUGGCAGAGGACAAUGUAGCAUUUUGUUAGCCUCAAAUGAAACUUGGACAAAAGUUGAAUGUUCACGUGGCUACGGAAGAGUUGUCUGCAAAGUUCCCUUGGACUGCCCUUCAUCCACCUGGGUUCAGUUCCAAGACAGUUGUUACAUUUUUCUUCAAGAAGCCAUCAAAGUUGAAAGCAUAGAGGAUGUCAGAAAUCAGUGUACUAAUCAUGGAGCAGACAUGAUAAGCAUACAUAAUGAAGAAGAAAAUGCUUUUAUACUGGAUACUUUGAAAAAGCAAUGGAAAGACCCAGCUGAUAUCUUAUUAGGCAUGUUUUUUGACACAGAUGAUGCCAGUUUCAAGUGGUUUGAUAACUCAAAUAUGACAUUUAAUAAGUGGUCAGACCAAGAAGAUGGCGAGGAGCUAGUUGACACCUGUGCCUUUUUGCACACCAAGACAGGUGAUUGGAAAAAAGGAAAUUGUGAAGUUUCUUCUGUGGAAGGAACCCUUUGUAAAGCAGCUAUCCCAUAUGAAAAGAAAUAUUUAUCAGAUAACCGCAUUUUAAUAUCAGCUUUGGUGAUUGCUGGCACAGUAAUUUUGACAGUUUUGGGAGCAGUUGUUUGGUUCUUGUACAAAAGAAGUUUGGAUUCUGGUUUCACUACAGUUUUUUCAACUGCACACCAAUCACCGUAUAAUGAUGACUGUGUUUUAGUAGUUGCAGAGGAAAAUGAAUAUGAUAUUCAAUUUAAUUAAGAUUUUGGAAAUGUCAGAUUAAGACAUCAAAUACCUUUCAGUGAUUCUUCUGCAUGAUUUCAAUGUAAAACCUGAUAAUGAAAACUAGUUUUUAUGAUAUAUUACCUUAUUGCAGUAACAUUCAUUACUCUUAUGUAAUCACUGAUCAUGACAAAAUUUAUCUUUAGGAUCAUUAUAAAGACAAAAGGAGUAACCACCUUAGAUAUAAUUUAAUGGUUUUGACCACCUCCCAAGUGCAUCUUUCACUUGAAUUAAGGAAAGCAGGUAAAAAUAAAAAUCCAGUCUACUUGUCUUACCUCCUCUAUCUUCCUUCCACUGAGUUGAAUCACCUUAGUUGGAAAAAAAUUCUACUUACCGCUAGUUUUAGCAAUCACUAGAUCUUUAGCAAUUUCUAUUGUCUUGCUCCUUUACCAAUAAGAUAUGGAGAAUACACCUAACCUUAAAAGAUUCUCAUUUAGAUAUCACUUGUGCUGGUUACUCUGAUAAUUCCUCUAAUAUAUCUAUCUCCCUUUAGGAUUUAAAUGUAUUAGAUGUGGAAAAUUUUACAGAUUUUAACACCCCAUAUGCCAUAUAAUUAUAUAAUUUUAAUACUUUUUAGAAUACUGUUUUGGACCACAGCAUUAAUACUAUUUAGCACUGAUCAUAAAUUGUCAGGAUCUCAGUAAGAUUUUGUGAAGCAAAAUAAUUACAGCCAUACCAUACCAGGACGGUGUAGAGGAGGCUGACAUGGGUAAUGCAUAGAGCCCUUUAAGGAUUUUUCUCCUGCUGCCAUAUCCUAUGUUCCUAUCUAUCUCAUGCUUCCCAAGCCUCAGUGAAGUAUUUCAAUGACAUGAAAACUGUGUAAGCAAUAACUACAGAGAACUGCAUACUACUGUAGUGAUGAUGUUCAAGUUUCUGGUACGUAUACUGUACAUUUUAAGACAGAAUCAUUUGGUGGUAAAAAGUGAAAAUGCAGUACAGCUGAAGCAAGAAUGCUUUCUUUAGCAACUUUUAUAACAACAUUACUAGAAAAGAUAAGGUAUGUACUUAACAAAAUUGUAUUUACUAUAUGAAGAAACAUAAAGUGCAAGGAAAGUGCGUCUCUCCCUAAUGCAUAUCCCAUCAGUCAUUUCAUGGGAAUACUUUUCAUAUGUAGAGAUACUCUCUCAAGCUUAACCAGUGGCAACAAAGUCUUGGCUUGUGACACCUGUUUCCACUGGCCACCAUGAAGCAGAAUCAUUCCUCAUCACAAUUAAUGGCAGUUUUUUUUAACAAGACAUGAGUGAACUACAAAGUGAUGAUAAUGUAUGUGACUGUUGUACUAAAGAACUGGGUGUUACUACACAAUUAUGUUUUGUAAUAUUGAGAUUUUGUGUUAUUGACUGAAAUGUCUAUUUUAUUAAGAGUAUUAACAGGGCUAUUAAUCGUGAAAAUUAGACUGGAAUUCCUUCCUGCUUUUCUAACUAAAAUUCUACCAAUCCUUUAAGAAUUAAGACCAACUUUCUGUUCUUAAAACUUUCUAUCACAAAUCUUUACAAUAUAUAUUUUAGUAGCCACUGGCUACAUGUGGCAACUUAAAGUUCACUUCCUCAAUUAACACUAGCCAUAUUUCAAAUGCUCAGAUCACAUGCAGUUAGUAGCUACCAUAUUUGGCAAUAUUUCCAUUAUGAUAGAAAGUUUCACUGGAAAAUGAUGUUCCAGUCUCCCGUUCCAUUUCUAAAUAACUAAUAAUUUCUUCAGUUCAUUUCAAAUGACAGCUCUACCAAAAUGGUUGUUCUGAGUGACUUGAUUUUUCAUGUUUGAUUUCAAACAAGUCCUUAAAAGGCCCUGGUAAUGCAGUGUUAAAUCUUAAUUCUCUUUAUAUAUUUGAACAUCUGUAACAGGCCUUUGUGUCUAUUCAUUGUUCAACGGAUAACUGGAUAAUUCAAGUCUGUAUUUCUUUUUAAUAUUAGUAAUAACAUAAGCAUGCCUGUUUACACUCAGAAUGUAUAAACUGCUUUUCUUCAAAUGUCUUGAUUCUAUCUAAUAAUGACAAUGUAAUUCUUAGCUUUGGUAGCUGUUGUUACCAUCCUUUCUUUUAGUUACCAUUUACCAUUUACUUUUAACAUUUUAUUAGAAAUUUGUAUUCUUAAAUUCUUAGGAAUUUGAGUAUUGUAUGGUCUCUAUUUUGUUCAGAAUCUAAAAAAUGAUAACCAAUGAAAGAUUUUUCUUAUUUCCUCUAAUUCACAUUUACAGGUAAUUAGAAGCUUAUAUAAUACUGAAAUACUAAGUAGUACUAACAAACUAUAAGAAUACUAUAAAGCUCAAGUCACUGGGGUCGCACAGAGUCGGACACGACUGAAGCGACUUAGCAGCAGCAGCAAGUCAUUGUGUAUCUGUCAUUUAGCAGUUAAUUUAGCAAAACUAUAAAUAAACUAUAUGUAUAUCAAUGGAAUGUAUUCUACCAUUUACUUCAAAUUUUUAAAUAAAAAAUUUUGUAGGUUAAGAAGACA